CCGUGAAGAUGACACAACGUUGGUCAAUGAUAGAACAUUAUCGAUGGCAAGUUAAUAGCUACCUAGUUGAAUUUUUUUAAAGUUUAAACAUUGUAGUGCAUAGAGUUCUUUUUACAGCUUAUAUUUUUAUAGUUCAUUAGACGCAAUUAAUAAAUUAAUAUAAUUAACAUUUAUGGGUGUUCUUUAAAUAAAAUUAUUAUUAUUAUUUUCAAAAUUACCUAUCCUACAAUAAAAAUGGAAUUUAUGACGUGGUUUGAAAUCCUUGAUGGGCAAAUUGACCCAGACUGGAGAACUAAAGAUUGGCCUAUGAUGUCGACAACGGCAAUCCCUGUAUUGUUAGCUGUAAUAUAUAUUAUUUUUGUCAAAUUUGUUGGUCCAAACUAUAUGGCAAAUAAAAAGCCUUAUACGCUUCGAAAAGUUUUGGCAAUCUACAACACGGCACAAAUAUUGGCUUGUAUAUAUCUGACUGUGGAGUAUUUCAAAACAAAACCAAAAAUGGGGUGUGAUCCUUUAGACGUGUCUGAUGAUCCAACAGCAUUAUACGCAGCAAAACUAGUAUGGUGGACGACAAUUUUAAAAUUAUCUGAAUUCAUUGAGACUAUUUUCUUUGUACUCCGGAAAAAACAAAAUCAAGUUUCUGCACUUCACAUAUACCACCAUAUAACAACUUUUUUUUUAAUAUGGAUCGCCUCAAGAAUUAACCCAGGUGGUAUUGUACGGAUACCUGUUAUAUUAAACAAUAUGGUUCACAUGGUUAUGUAUUCAUAUUACUUAUUAUCAUCUAUGGGUCCAGGAAUACAAAACAAAAUUAACAGUUACAAAAAGUAUAUUACAAUCAUACAAAUGGUACAAUUUUGUAUUUUGAUCGUUAACUCGAUAUUUUAUUUGACUCCUAGCUGCCAAGUACCAAAUAUUUAUGGAUUGAUUUUUAUACCUAAUGUUUUUAUUGUAUUUUAUAUGUUUUAUGACUUUUAUAGAAAAUCAUAUAUGAAAAAAAAACCUUUAGCUCAACUUUUUUGGUGGACAUACAUGUUGAAAUUGGUUGAAUUUGCUGAGACUGCAUUUUUCAUACUACGUAAAAAGAUAAAACAAGUUUCUGGACUUCAUGUUUAUCAUCAUGCAUCUACAUUUCUUUUAGCAUGGGCAGCUGUUAAAUUCUUCCCAGGUGGUAUGGCUUCGUUUCCAAUUUUAGUGAACUCAGUAGUACAUAUUGUUAUGUACGGUUACUAUCAACUUUCAUCUAUGGGACCACAAUAUCACAAAUUUACUUUAAAAUACAAAAAAUAUGUGACUAUUAUUCARCUGAUUCAGUUUGGAAUACUUGUAGUACAUACACUACAAGCCUUAUCAUCAAGUUGUUCUAUGCCUAAUGCAUACGUAUAUGGAAUGCUACCAGACAUCAUUGUAUUGUUUUAUUUAUUUUACAAAUUUUACAGAAGUACAUACACAAUAAAAAUAAAAAACUCAAUAAAAAAUGCCGAGCUUAAAUCAGAAGAAAAAAUUAAAUAA
This is a messenger RNA of Diuraphis noxia (Russian wheat aphid), 1509 nucleotides long. Its product is annotated as very long chain fatty acid elongase 7-like. Gene Ontology annotation, cellular component: endoplasmic reticulum membrane. The record is from RefSeq and is a predicted model, not a curated record. Gene Ontology annotation, biological process: fatty acid elongation, saturated fatty acid; fatty acid elongation, polyunsaturated fatty acid; sphingolipid biosynthetic process. NCBI's taxonomy places the organism in Eukaryota, Metazoa, Arthropoda, Insecta, Hemiptera, Aphididae. Gene Ontology annotation, molecular function: fatty acid elongase activity.